Wasmannia auropunctata (little fire ant) is the source of this 2156-nucleotide messenger RNA. RefSeq names its product UDP-glucose 4-epimerase (gene Gale). Gene Ontology annotation, molecular function: UDP-glucose 4-epimerase activity. The transcript is spliced from 8 exons. Gene Ontology annotation, cellular component: cytosol. Bases 801 to 1859 code for a protein of 352 amino acids. Lineage: Eukaryota; Metazoa; Arthropoda; Insecta; Hymenoptera; Formicidae. The record is from RefSeq and is a predicted model, not a curated record. Gene Ontology annotation, biological process: beta-D-galactose catabolic process via UDP-galactose, Leloir pathway.
AUAUAUAAUCUCUAUAUAUGUAUACAUAGUUUUACCUGCUAGAAUUGCCUACAUUUUUAUGUACUUUCAUCGCGGGCGAUGUCAAAGUCAAGGAAUUAUCAAUAAUUCGUGCCGUAUCUGGUGGUAUCGCAUUUAUAGAGUGGAGCGAAUAAGGGACAUUGCACACGGACAAUACCUUUUCGUAUAGGUAUAUUUUGUAUAUGCAGCGUCUCGUACCAGCACGUUUAACUCGCUGCGUGCGAUACAAUGCGGUCAAGUCACAAGUACGCGGUACCGUAUGCAAGAUAAAGUAAAAUGAAAAAGUGGGAGGUUAAAGGGGACGGUGGAUCGUUUACGACGAUUCGACGUGGCGAGCGAGACGCGAACAGGAUCGGGAUUAUCUCUGGAGUCGCCGCGAUCUCGCGUCUGGUCCAGGACCGCGGAUGUUCAUCGUCGCUCGAAUCGAAUUUUCGGUUACGCAGACGAAACGGACGUCGUGAAUGGAAGUCACGAACGAAAAAUUGUCAGGAUCCUGACCAUUCUUCUCGUUCGAGCUUUGACGAUCGAGUGCCGAGCUCCUCCGGAUUUAUACCCGAUCGCGACGUGUGCCCGAUGAUGUGUCGAUGUUACAUAAUUUUUUGUGAUAAUAUAUACGUCAACCGUCGUUCUGAUAUCGUGAAUAUAAGGUCAGUGGUUCGCCGAUUAUCACGCUGCGAGGUUAGACGAUUCUCUGGACUCUGCAAAACGUAACUGGCACACGGCACAAUUUCUUUUCUAACAACUCCUGCACGAUUAUUAAUCUGUAGAUAUCACAAUAAAUAAUGGCAAGUGAAUCUUGGAAUAUCUUGGUAACGGGAGGCGCUGGUUAUAUCGGUUCUCAUACAGUAUUGGAAUUGGUACAAGCGGGUCUUCAGGUGGUGGUAAUAGACAACCUUAUCAAUGCCUACAAAGAUUCAAAUUCUAAGAAACCCGAAUGUCUCCUUAGAGUAGAGAAAUUGACAAAUAAAAAUGUUCCAUUUAUCAAUUGUGAUAUCACAAACAUCAGUGAUCUGAGAAGCGUGUUUCAACAACAUACUUUUCAUUGUGUUAUACAUUUUGCUGCGUUGAAAGCGGUAGGGGAGUCAUGUCAGAAACCACUCGAGUACUACAAGGUCAACGUCAGCGGAACGAUAAAUCUAUUGCAAGUUAUGCGGGAGAACAAUGUAAAACGUUUUAUUUAUUCAAGUAGUGCCACAGUUUAUGGCAUACCUGAACAACUUCCUUUAGUAGAAGACAUGAAAACUGGCAAUUGUACAAAUCCGUAUGGAAAGACAAAGUUCAUGGUUGAGGAAAUAUUAAAGGAUUUGUGUGCAUCAGAUAAGGAAUUUUCCGUUAUAUCUUUGAGAUAUUUUAAUCCCGCUGGUGCACAUCCCUCAGGUGAAAUUGGAGAAGAUCCCAAUGGUAUUCCAAAUAAUUUAAUACCCUACAUUGCACAAGUUUCUGUUGGAAAAAGGGACGUGUUAUAUGUUUAUGGCAAUGAUUAUGAUACCCCUGAUGGUACAGGUGUACGUGACUAUAUUCAUAUUAUGGAUUUGGCAGUUGGACAUAUGAAAGCUUUGAUGUAUCAAAAAACUCGUAAUCCAAUGGGAUUUAAGCCGAUAAAUCUUGGCACUGGGAAAGGCUAUUCUGUACUUGAAGUUAUACAUGCGUUUGAGAAAGCAUCCACGCAGAAAAUACCAUAUAAAAUAGUUGAACGUAGGCCAGGUGAUAUCUCCGCCAGUUAUGCGAAUGCUAGUAUCGCUAAUAAGGAACUAGAUUGGACUGCUACAAAAGAUAUGGAUGACAUGUGUGCAGAUACGUGGAAAUGGCAACGAAAUAAUCCAAAUGGUUAUAAACGCUAAUAAACGUCGUGCCCCUUAUGCCUAAAUAACUAAGAAAAGCUCGAAGCUUUUAGCUUGUUUACACUUUUUGCCUUUUGCAUAUCACUGGAUAGAUAACGGAACCAUGGUGGUAUACAGUUACCAAAGUUUAGACCAAAGCAUAAGAAAAAUAUAGUUAUUUAUCUUCUGUUAAGCAAAUUUAAUAAUAAUAAGACUUUCUAUCUAACAAACUUUAAUAUUGGAAAUGGUAUCUAUUAUUUGGCAUAUAGAUAUAUUUAUACAAAUCUAAUAAAUAUAUUUUAAAACUUACUCUUUUUA